UCCACCAAACAACUCCCCAAACGUUGCCGAUCCUACGUCGGCCCAAUAAAACCACCAACCCCUCCCCCCUCACUCGCUCACGCACACCACACGCAGAAGAGAAAACCAGCCACCGUGAAUUCAGUCAUAGUGGCGGUCGACGAUGGAGUCACGGAUCGACGACUUAGCCGACGACCUCCAAAGUAUGAGCUUCAACUCCACAACUACCACCACAGCCACCGACAUCCACCGCUCUACAAGCUCCGGUUCCGACUGGACUUCCUCCUCCGCCCACUUCCCACCCCCCGCGGCACUCAAACCAUAUUCCUCCACCGUACCCUCUGGCGACCCAUGCUGGGAUGCCAUCCGCCUUUUCACAUCCCUCUCCCUAUACGACCUCCGCUUCCUCCACCGACUCGGAGCCGGAGACACCGGCUCCGUCUACUUGGCGGAACUCAAGCCGCCGCCUCCCUCCUCCGCCUCCCUCCCUAAACCCACUCCCGCGGCUCUGUUCGCAGCUAAGGUGAUGGACAAGAAAGAGCUGGCAAGCCGUAACAAGGAAGGGAGGGCGAGGACUGAGAAGGAAAUUCUCGAAAUGUUGGACCAUCCGUUUCUGCCGACGCUUUACGCCGCCAUUGAUUCUCCGAAAUGGUCGUGUCUUCUGACAGAGUUCUGCCCCGGUGGCGAUCUCCACGUACUCCGCCAGCGUCAGCCGUGCAAACGCUUUCCUGAAUCCGCCGUCAGGUUCUAUGCUUCUGAAGUCAUGGUAGCUCUAGAGUACAUCCACAUGAUGGGAAUUGUGUAUCGUGAUCUCAAACCUGAAAAUGUUUUAAUUCGAUCUGAUGGUCAUAUAAUGCUCACUGAUUUCGAUCUCUCUCUUUUGUGUGACGACUCCACAUCCACUCCGGCUCAAGUAAUCUCCACCCAGAACCCACCCAAUGCACUACCACCAGGUGAUCAUACCCUCGACCCACCGCCCUUUAGGUCCACCUCUUGCAUCCUCCCAAACUGCAUAGUCCCGGCCGUAUCAUGCUUCCACCCUAAGCGCAAGCGUAAGAAGAAGUCGAGCCAUCGUGCAAGACCUGCAUUCGUGGCUGAGCCCAUCGACGUCCGUUCGAUGUCCUUUGUUGGGACCCACGAGUACUUGGCCCCAGAGGUCAUCUCCGGAGAAGGGCACGGGAGCGCAGUGGAUUGGUGGACAUUAGGAAUAUUUAUUUUUGAAUUAUUUUAUGGUGUUACGCCGUUUCGUGGAAUGGAUCAUGAGAUAACUUUAGCUAAUAUUGUAGCACGUGCGCUUGAGUUCCCGAAAGACCCACCCAUACCCAGCCCAGCUAAGGACUUGAUAUCACAAUUGUUGGUGAAGGAUCCGGCCCGGCGAUUGGGAUCCACCCUAGGUGCAUCAGCAAUCAAGCACCACCCGUUCUUCCAAGGUGUGAAUUGGGCACUUUUGAGAUGUACAACUCCACCUUUUGUUCCUCCAUCAUUUAUUCGAGAUCUUGUAUCUGAUGAAAGUUGUCCAAAAGACACCCAAGUAGACUAUUACUAGUAAAGAAAAUUAAUUUUUUGUCAAAAUUGCAGCUUUCUAGCAAUAAUAUUCUUGGUUCAUGUAAAUAUCAUUUAGUCCGUCACAAAAUUAUCGCUCCAUCGCUAUAGUGUAUAGGUU
Molecule: messenger RNA, 1642 nt
Organism: Sesamum indicum (sesame)
Lineage: Eukaryota; Viridiplantae; Streptophyta; Magnoliopsida; Lamiales; Pedaliaceae
Product: serine/threonine-protein kinase AGC1-5
Biological process (GO): protein phosphorylation
Molecular function (GO): protein kinase activity; ATP binding
Source: RefSeq, a predicted model, not a curated record